AUGCCGAGCAAGACUCCAGACUAUCCAUGGGCCGAAGCGGCAUCUGACAUAUUUACGUUCAAGAGCAAAAACUAUGUACUGUCAGUAGAUUACUACUCCAAGUACAUUGAAGUCACAGAACUCAACGACCUCUCAGCUUUUAGUACCAUCGAAGCCCUAAAAGGACACUUUGAGAGACAUGGUAUUCCAGAAAGGCUGACGACAGACUGUGGCACACAGUAUACAAGCGUAGAAUUUAAGAAUUUUGCAAAAGCCUACAACUUCCAACACGUGUUGAUAAGUCCAAAGCAUCCUAAAUCCUAAGCUAAUCCUAAGCAUUCUAAGCUAAAAAUCGUUAAAUCAUUGUGGAGAAAGAACAAUGACAAGCACAAAGCCCUGUUGGUCUAUCGAGCAACACCACUAGCAGGCAUUGAUCUGUCUCCAUCACAGCUAUGUAUGGGGAGAAGACUGAGAACUAACCUACCAAUAGCACGCAGUUUGUUAGAGCCCAAAGCAUGUAACACAAAUGAUAUAAAGAGACGAAUGCACCAUGCAAAGGAAAAGCAAACCUACUACCAUAACCGCCAUGGGACAAAAGAACUAUCCCCACUGAAACCUGGUGAACAUGUAAGAAUCCGACCAGAACCAGGGUCGAAGCUAUGGAGACAAGCAACUGUGAUCGACCGUCAUUCAUCACCACGGUCGUAUAUUGUAGACACAGGACAACGAAAGCUUAGACGCAACCGAGUAGCCUUAAGAUUAGACCCAGGAAGAUCAGCAGUGGAAGUAGCAGAGAAUGAUUACGGUACCAACGACGAUAUGAGCCACCAAGAAACCCUUGAUAACCCAAACCCGGUAAGCGUACCACCAGCUCAUCACCCACCAGCAGAAACAGCAACGUCCACGGUGAAAGACAAGGAAAUGCCUGUCAAGAGGUCAGGAUCAGAAACUCACCAAACACACUACACUACGAGAAGUGGAAGAAUCAGCAGAAAACCAGCUAAGUUGAACAUUUAA
This is a messenger RNA of Paramuricea clavata, 996 nucleotides long. Lineage: Eukaryota; Metazoa; Cnidaria; Anthozoa; Malacalcyonacea; Plexauridae. The record is from the annotation of a GenBank genome assembly.